Messenger RNA from Amphimedon queenslandica, 515 nucleotides. RefSeq lists its product as uncharacterized. The record is from RefSeq and is a predicted model, not a curated record. The transcript has 2 exons. The coding region runs from base 27 to 515 and encodes 162 amino acids. Lineage: Eukaryota; Metazoa; Porifera; Demospongiae; Haplosclerida; Niphatidae.
AAUACUCAAUACAAGAUGCUGGAGACAUGAUAUUAGCUUAUCAGACACACUUGGAUGAAUUCUGCGAGAACAAAUUAACAAUGUUUUGUGAUCAUCCACUUAAGAGAUUAUCUUCUUCUCUUCUCACUUGUGAGACGAUCAAGUUUGUUCUGAAAUGGAAUCCAAGUGAGCAUUCUCUCUCCAGUAUCAGAGCCCUCCUAUGGAAAACGUUCAAGGAUAAUCAAGUGGAGGUGGUAGUGAUCAAGGAAGGGAACUCCAUCAUUGUUACUUGUUAUGCUCCUCAUUAUCUAAUGGAGAGUUUACUAGUGACAGCUAGAGAUAAUGUUGAUAUGCUAAAGGAGAUGGGAUUGAUUAGUUUAACUAUUGGUUACUAUACUGUGUAUGAUGAACAUGCAAUUGAUGAGGAGGUGAAGAGUCUAAUGAAGAAACUGGAGAUGGUAGAGAGUGAAAGAGAUGAUUUACUUGAGGAGAAUGCUAAAUUGAAGGGCACAAUAGACACAUUAGGUAUAUACUAA